This is a messenger RNA of Photinus pyralis (common eastern firefly), 2480 nucleotides long. RefSeq lists its product as uncharacterized. The coding region runs from base 1503 to 2474 and encodes 323 amino acids. Gene Ontology annotation, molecular function: nucleic acid binding. NCBI's taxonomy places the organism in Eukaryota, Metazoa, Arthropoda, Insecta, Coleoptera, Lampyridae. The transcript is spliced from 2 exons. Gene Ontology annotation, biological process: DNA integration. The record is from RefSeq and is a predicted model, not a curated record.
UUAAAUCAAAUAAAGGCUCAGUUAAUAAACAUUUUGAAAUUGGGUUCAUUUGAGUUGCACAAGUGGUCCUCAAAUGUUAAUAACGUAUUGGAGGACAUUCCUGUUGAAAAACGUCACCAUGACAAAAUAGAUAUUGCCAAAAAUAGUAACAUUAUUAAAACAUUAGGUUUGAGGUACAAUGUUGUCACCGACAACUUCGAAAUAUCUGCUCCAAAGUGUAACUUGAACAAAUGUGCUACCAAACGUCAAAUUCUCAGCUGUAUUUGUAAAUUUUAUGAUCCAUUGGGACUUAUUGGUCCAAUUUUGGUUCAAGCUAAGAUGUUCAUGCAAAGGUUAUGGUUAAGCAAAUUAAAAUGGGAUGAUAAGGUCCCAACCGAUUUAAUGAAAUUUUGGAUCGACUUUACAACCAAUAUUGAAUCGAUGGAAAAUUUAAAGGUUAUUGUGAUAGCUCUAUAAAUGCCUUCGGAGCAGUAGUUUAUAUAAGAACUAUAAAUAAUAAUGUUGAAACAAAUGCAGUGAAUGUUACGUUGCUUUCGUCCAAAUCAAGAGUUGUGCCAAUUAAUAAGAAAUUAACGGUACCCAGAUUGGAACUAAAUAGUGCGUUACUUCUGUCUAAUUUAGUAUUAAAAUUAUAUGAUAUAUUAAAAGAAAAAAUUAAAGAAGUAUAUUUAUAUUCAGACUCUACAAUAACGUUAGCGUGGAUAAAGUCUGACCCAUUAAAAUUAAAACCCUAUGUUGCAAACAGAGUCUUAAAAAUUCAACAAAACACAAAAAAUUUUAAUUGGUUAUAUAUUGACACAAAAAGCAAUCCAGCUGAUUGUUUAAGUAGAGGUUUAGACAUUCAAACAUUAAGUGAUCACCAUCUUUGGUGGCACGGUCCACUUUGUUUACAAGAAGGCACUUUUAGCCAUAAACCUAAUUAUAUUCCUCAAAUAACAGAUCCAUUACCUGAAGAAGAAAAAAUAAAACCAGUUUUGACAACAGUCGUUUUAAAAAAUGAAUUGUUUGAGAGGUACUCUAACUUUACCAAACUACAGAGGAUAGUAGCGUUACUUUUAAGAUUUCCUUAUAACAUUAAAAAUAAAAAUAAAAAAAGGACUGAUAAUUUGACCCCGUUGGAGCUUGAAAAUGCCUUGAGGGUAGUUGUAAAAAGUGAUCAAAGAAAUAAUUUUACAACAGAAAUAAAAAAUUUAGCUUCCAACACAGAUAUAAAGACAACAUUAAAAGGUUUAUACCCAUUUAUCGAUGAUUUUGGUCUGCUUCGCGUGGGUGGCAGGCUCAGUGAAGCAAAUAUUCCUUACGACCAAAAGCAUCCUAUCAUAUUAGCUAAAAAUAGCAAAAUUACAGAAUUAAUAAUAAACAAAGAACAUAUUAGGCUUGGUCACGCUGGGCAAAAACAAAUAUUGAGUAGUUUGAACUCUAAGUUUUGGUUAAUUAAUGGAAACCGUGAAAUAAAAAAGCACAUUCAUGCUUGUGUUGUAUGUUUUAAAUUGAAAGCCAAAAUGGCCGAACAGCUAAUGGGAUCUCUUCCCCAAGAUCGGGUCAAUGCUAAUCGAGUAUUUUCUAUAACAGGUAUUGAUUUGUGUGGUCCCUUUAGUAUCAAACAGUCAAGAAUUCGUAAAGCCAUUGAAACAAAGGCAUAUAUCGUUGUUUUUGUAUGUUUUGCUGUUAAAGCAAUUCAUUUAGAAGUUUUGUCGGAUAUGACUACGCAAAAUUUUUUGGCAGGAUUGAAGAGAUUUAUCUCACGUCGAGGAAAGCCUUCCAAAAUUUAUUGUGACAAUGGAGGUACGUUCGUGGGAUCGAAUCUUGAAUUAAACAAGUUGUACGAUAGGGCUAAAUCUCACGGUAAUCAAAUUAUAGAUUAUGCUGCAAACGAAGGUAUAGAAUUUAAGUUUAUCCCAAGCUAUUUACCCGUGUUUGGAGGACUUUGGGAAGCAGGGGUAAAAAGUACCAAAUUUCAUCUAAAAAGAAUUGCUGGAAAGGCUUUAUUAACGUAUGAGCAGUUAAAUACGAUAGUUGUGGAAAUAGAAGGUAUACUCAAUUCUAGACCGAUAACCCAAAUUACAAAUGAUCCUUCAGAUUUAUCUUAUUUAACACCAGCCCAUUUCUUAAUUGGGGUACCCAUUACAAGUUAUCCCCAACCUGACUUGACAUUAAUUCCCGAAAAUAGAGUAAAUUAUUGGCAAAGGUGCAUAAAAAUGCAACAACAGUUUUGGGAGAAGUGGCACAAAAGUUAUUUAACUAUGCUACAAAAUAGACCUAAAUGGCAACAAAAUCGUCCAAAUCUUCAAGAAAACAUGUUAGUUGUUCUUAAGGAAGAUAAUAUCCCACCGUUAUAUUGGCCGAUGGGAAGAAUUACGAAAAUAAUUUAUGGCAAAGAUCAAAAGGUUAGGGUUGUAGAAGUAAAAACCCAAAAGGGCACUUACCUUAGGACUCUGAGUAAGGUAGCUGUUUUACCGAUUAAUAAUUUGUAAUUAUAG